CUCUGUACUUUCAGAGCGCUAAUUACAACCGAAGGCUCAACAAACCUCUUGGAUCCUCGCGCCUGCAAUAGGGACGUUCGGCAUCAUGGCCAGCAUCGAUCCCUUCAUCCAACUCUCCGAGCUUGACGCCGUAUCACCUGUGAUAGCGUCUUUGCUCGCCCUAGCCCAGAUCAUCUACAUGCUGCCGAGGUCGGCAAAGGGUAGAUCGGCUCUGUGGGCCCUUGCGCUGAUCUCGCUCGGCCCCUAUGCGGCCUACACUAUUGCUAUGCGAAACGCCCGGUCUAUGACCCUGCACUCCCUGGAGCAUCCCAUCGAGGUGCUGAUCCGCAACGCCCAGGCCGACUUCAACCAGAUGCUGGAACGGCAAUCCAAGACCUACGCGGAUGCCGUCAACGAGUACCAGCGCCGGUACGAGGUUGAGCCGCCACCCGGCUUCGAGGCGUGGUACGAGUUUGCCGUCGCGAACCAAUCUCCCAUCAUCGACGAGUUCGACACCAUUUACGAAUCCGUGUCGCCGUUUUGGAAACUCAGCGGGAAGGAGGUGGUACAGAUUAUGAACGACGCACAAGAUACGGCCGACAUCGAUCUAUGGCUCUGCACCUUCUCUGGCAAGACCGCCGAGACUCACUGCAUCCACCCCCGUCGCAACGCCGAUAGGCACGUUUCCGACCUGAUGAACAGGCUGCUGGGCGAUCUCCGCGGCGUGCUUCCCGACGUCAAGUUCCUCGUGAACCACCUCGACGAACCAAGGGUCCUGAUUCCGCGGUUAACGCACCCAAACCCCAGCGCCAAACAAUGGUUCACUGUGACCGACCUCUCCGAGCGUCCAACCUGGAACGCAAUCACAAAAUACUGCCCGUCCCACGUUCUACAAGGGGAAAACGGGAAAACGUCUCCCCAGACAGAACCGAAGACAGAAGACCUCCCGCUCAUCACAAACCUCUCCGCGGCGCUUGACCUCUGCCAGCACCCCGAGUACGCCAACAUGCACGGCCUCUUCCAGGGCCCGCCCUCCUUCCGCCUCAUCGAGGGCCGCGUGCCCGUCCUCUCGACCGGCGCGCCCUCCACCAUGUCCGACAUUCUCAUCCCCUCGCCCGCCUACGUCCUGGAAGACGAAUUCCUCUACAACGCCACGUUCGAUGUCCCCUGGCCUCAAAAGGACAACCACCUGUACUGGACCGGCUCGACCACGGGCGCGGUCGCCUCCGCCACCAACGACUGGCAUCACUUCCACCGGCAGCGUUUCAUCUCCCUCGCGCAGAACCUCGAACCCGGCCGACACCACCUCUACCUUACCUCCCCACCCCCGGCCUCUGCUCCCACCGCGGGAUCCCACAAACCAACGCUGACGACCUCCCCCUUCCUAAACCCGCACAACUACCACGUCUUCCCGACGCGCAUCUUCCAAUGCAGCGCCCCGCAGCCCUGCCGGGAGCAGGCAUCCCACUUCCGCGCGCAGAGCUGGCAGCCGCGCGACGCGGCGCUGGGCGCGCGGCUGGUGUUCGACCUGGACGGCAACGGCAUCUCGGGGCGGUUCCACAAGCUGCUGGCGUCGCGGUCGCUCGUGCUCAAGCAGACGCUGCUGCGCGAGUGGCACGACGACCGGCUCGCGCCCUGGCUGCACUACGUGCCCGUGAGCGUCGGCAUGGCCGAGCUGCCCGAGGUCGUGCGCUGGCUGGUCGAGACCGAGCGGGGCCGCGCCGCGGCCCGCGAGCUCGGGCGCGCCGGCGCCGAGUGGGCCGCCCGCGCGGUCCGGGAGGUGGAUGUCAAGCUGUAUGUGUGGCGGUUGGUGCUGGAGCUGGCGAGGCUGGUGGAUGAGGGCAGGGGGGCGUUGGCGGUGGUCGGUGAGAGCGAUUGAAGGAGCUUCAAUCGGCUGAACGUUGUUGUGAAAGGGAUUUAUGAUGUUCAGUUGGUCAUCUGUAUAUUGCUGGCUAUAUG
Molecule: messenger RNA, 1938 nt
Organism: Thermothielavioides terrestris NRRL 8126
Lineage: Eukaryota; Fungi; Ascomycota; Sordariomycetes; Sordariales; Chaetomiaceae
Product: glycosyltransferase family 90 protein
Exons: 1
Coding region: 86-1858 (590 amino acids)
Source: RefSeq, a predicted model, not a curated record